AAGCUGGCUAAACAGAAGACAGAUAGAUGGUUCUCUCAAUCGAACUCCUGCUGGAUUCUAUGAUCGGGUGUGGCAGAUCUUGGAGAGAACCCCUAAUGGUUUAAUAGUGGCAGGGAAAUUUUUACCACAGCAACCAACUUUAUCGGAUAUGACGAUGUAUGAAAUGAAUUUUUCCCUUCUAGUUGAAGAUAUGCUGCAAAAUAUCGACCAGCCGGAAUAUAGGCAAAUUAUUGUAGAGUUGUUGAUGGUUAUAUCUGUUAUUCUGGAGAGAAAUCCUGAGCUAGAGUUCCAGGACAAAGUGGACUUGGACAAAGUGGUGCAAGAAGCCUUUCAUGACUUUCAGAAGGAUCACAGCAGUCCAAACGGAGCUGAAAAACAAGAUGACAUGACUGCAUUCUACAACACUCACCCAAUUGGAAAGAAGGGAACAUGCAGCUACUUGAGUAAAGCUGUGAUCACUUUAUUGCUGGAAGGGGAAAUGAAAACAAGUAAUGAUGAUCCUUGUACCAUUAGCUAAAGCUUGAAACACAACGUAGGAAUUGUUGCUUUAUUUAGUGUUCUAUGUAUCUUUCAUGCAUAUAUUAAAAUACUGUUUUGAAGAGUAACCCUGGCUAAUAAUACAAAUGCAUACUGUCCUUUGCUGAAAGAAGUGCCAUUAAAAAUACUAAGUGCCACCUAAUUUUUUCCUUUCUCAACUAUGCAGCAUGAAACUCUGAGCACAUGAAGUUAGUCCUAUGAUAUUUGAUUAGGUUGAAUGGGAUUGU
Pelecanus crispus (Dalmatian pelican) is the source of this 764-nucleotide messenger RNA. The record is from RefSeq and is a predicted model, not a curated record. NCBI's taxonomy places the organism in Eukaryota, Metazoa, Chordata, Aves, Pelecaniformes, Pelecanidae.